AAGAAGAGUAAGGGGCAGGACAAACGAGAGCUACCCAAUACAAAGAGAAGAGAGGAGGAUCAAUGAGAGAAUCAGACAAUAAGAAAAGGAAGAGGGCGUAUUGAAGGAGAAUGGACCAAUAGAGAUAAUAGGAAAGGGGGGAAACAGGAUUCACUAACGAAAAGAAGAAAUAGGCGGGUCUAAGAGAGGGCUUACUAAUGGAAAGGGGAGAUGGGAGAUUGACAGGUGGUUUGGCCAAUGAAAGGAGGGGGAAACGGAAGGGGUGUGUCCUCGCGGACAUGGACGGAGACGGUGCGUACGAGCCGGGUUUCGUGGGGAUCCGGUUCUGCCAGGAAUGUAACAACAUGCUGUACCCCAAGGAGGACAAGGAGAACCGGAUCCUGCUCUAUGCUUGCAGGAACUGCGAUUACCAGCAGGAGGCCGACAACAGCUGCAUUUACGUCAACAAAAUCACCCACGAAGUCGACGAGCUGACCCAAAUCAUCGCUGACGUGUCCCAGGACCCGACCCUGCCCCGAACUGAGGACCACCCGUGCCAAAAGUGUGGCCAUAAAGAGGCCGUG
Molecule: messenger RNA, 563 nt
Organism: Malurus melanocephalus (red-backed fairy wren)
Lineage: Eukaryota; Metazoa; Chordata; Aves; Passeriformes; Maluridae
Product: DNA-directed RNA polymerase II subunit RPB9-like
Exons: 5
Biological process (GO): DNA-templated transcription; transcription initiation at RNA polymerase II promoter; transcription-coupled nucleotide-excision repair
Cellular component (GO): RNA polymerase II, core complex
Molecular function (GO): DNA-directed RNA polymerase activity
Source: RefSeq, a predicted model, not a curated record